AUGCAGCAAAAAUUUAAAUGUAUGGUCUGGAAAAAGACUUUAGAAUCAACAAAAAUAUCAUCCAAAUCAUAUUCUGUCAUAACAUUCGAUAAAAUAAAUAUCUUCAACAAUAUGAACAUUCGUCAAGUACUUUACGUUCUAGAACUGAUAGGAAUAUUCACGUGCACUUGGCCAAUUAAUCCGAAUAUUAGUAAAAGGCGAAUUAUUUUUCGUAAUAUUUUGUGGACAUUUUCGAUAUUGAACGUAAUUUUAUUAAUGACAUCUUUGAUGCUCGCUGUUGUUUACUUUCGAAGUGAUAUACUUAUGUCAAUGAAAACUGCCUCAGAAAUGGCCGCUUUGCUCGAAGUCGUUUUGGAUUUGAUUCUUUGCAAAUGGAACAAUAGUGAACUGCAGGUUUUGAUAGAAGAAGUCAAAUCAUUCUUGGAGAUAGCCAACGAAUACGAAAUUAAAAUACUACAGGGAUAUAUAAAUCGUUACAAAAAAUUCUUCUCAACAGUUUCGAUGGGAUACAUCUCAACUGCGAUCUCUUUCAGUUUGAUGCCUUUGUUCUCAGCCCAAGAAUUACCCGCAGAUGGAUGGCUUCCAUUCUCCAUCGAACCAUUCGGAAUAUAUUGCAUAGUCUAUGUUAAUCACGUUUAUUGCAUUUUACAAACGGCAUUUUGCAUUUUUGUAGAUUUCACGAUCGUCAUCCUCUUUAGUUUUCCCGCUGCCAAAUUAGACGUAUUACGGUCAAAAUUGCGGCAUGUGAAUAAUUAUGACAUGUUGGUGAGCUGUAUCAAGGAGCAUCAAAAAAUAAUAGGAUUUGUGGAGGAUACUAAAGCUACUGUUGAGACUUUAUUAUUCAAAACGAACGUCACAAUGGGAAGCACUAUGAUGUGCGGAGCUUUCCCAUUGCUUAACAAUCAAUCGUUGGCCGCGAUCAGUCAGUUUCUUCCUCUGGUGUUAUCAGGCAUCUUGCAUUUGUAUGUCAUCGCCUGGCCAGCAGAUGAUUUAAGAGAAAGUAGUGUACAAUUUACAAAUUCAAUUAGCGAUAUUCAGUGGUUGGGUCAACCAAAUAAAAUGAAAAGUUGUGUGAUUUUCAUGAUGAUGAGAAGUCAAAAAGCAUUUCUCAUUCGUAUGAGUAAUUUGCUACCACCUCUUUCUUUGGAAUAUUGUUCAAAUUUUAUAACUACAGUAUCGUCCUACUUCAUGGCAAUGAGAACUAUGAUUGAAUCAUAA
Molecule: messenger RNA, 1218 nt
Organism: Apis laboriosa (Himalayan honeybee)
Lineage: Eukaryota; Metazoa; Arthropoda; Insecta; Hymenoptera; Apidae
Exons: 8
Coding region: 1-1218 (405 amino acids)
Biological process (GO): sensory perception of smell; detection of chemical stimulus involved in sensory perception of smell
Cellular component (GO): plasma membrane
Molecular function (GO): olfactory receptor activity; odorant binding
Source: RefSeq, a predicted model, not a curated record